AAAGUCUUAACUUUCAUUUCUCUUCUGGCUCACCAGAGAUCAUAUUUAGUGACCGAAUCCUCAGAACACUUACUGUGGCCUCAAUUUGCUCCUCUCCACAGAGUCGGGAAUCUCUUGGUUGUCCUCUGAAGGUGUGAGAACAAAUUUAGAAGGCAAAGUCUGGAGGAAUUUAAAGAAAAAACUCUACUCUGGAGUCAGGAAAGACCCAGAGUCACAGCAACAAUGGCCUCAUCAGUCCUGUUGAUGAUCAAGGAAGAGGUGACCUGUCCUAUCUGCCUGGAGCUGCUGAAGGAACCUGUGAGUGCUGAUUGUGACCAUAGCUUCUGCCGAGCCUGCAUCACACUGAACUAUGAGUCUAGCAAAGUCAAAGAAGGUGUGGGUAUCUGCCCUGUAUGCCGACUUACUUACCUGUUUGAGAAUCUGAGGCCUAAUCGGCAUGUGACCAACAUAGUAGAAAGGCUCAAGGAGUUCAAGUCCAGCCCAGAGGAGGAGCAGAAGGUUCAUGUCUGUGCUCAACAUGGAGAAAAACUCCAGCUCUUCUGUGAGAAGGACAUGGUGGCCAUCUGCUGGCUUUGUGAGAGGUCUCAGGAUCACCUUGGUCACCAAACAGCUCUCCUUGAGGAGGUGGCCUAUAAGUAUGAGGGAAUGCUCCAGGCAGUUCUGCAGACACAGAUGGCAAAUGAGAAAAGAUGUGAUGAAUGGGAAAGUGACCUUCAAAAGGAGAUAACAUACUGGGAGGACCAAAUACACAGUGAGGAAGAAAAUGUUCAGAUGGAGUUUAAAGGACUGCAGGAGUUCCUGGACUCCACGAAGAAGAAUGAGCUGCAGAAGUUGAUGCAAGAGAAGGAAGACAUUAUGAACAGCCUGUCAGAGUCUCAAAAUGAGCUGGUGAAGCAGAGGGAGGCAGUGAGAGACCUCAUCUCAGAUGUGGAGCAUCAGUUGCAGUGCUCAACCAUGGAAAUGCUGCAGGGUGUGAAUUCUGUCCUAAAAAGGAGUCAGACCUUAAGAGUGAUACUACCCACAAUGGUCCCAAGAAAACAGAGAAGGGUCUUCCGAGCUCCAGAUGUGAAAGGCAUGCUGCAAGUGUUUCAAGGCCUCAUGGAUGCCCAACGCUACUGGGUUCAUGUGACCCUGCGUCAAGUGCAAAAUAAAAAUGUUGUCAUUAACAUGGAAAAAAGACAAAUACAUCAAUACGGUCAUAGAAGAAAUUUGCAAGAUUAUGAGACCUACGAUUUAGGUGUCCUUGGAAUUCCAGCCAUCCAAUCAGGGAAAUGUUACUGGGAAGUAGAUGUGUCUAGAAGUGAUAACUGGCUCCUAGGAUUAAAUGAUGGAAAAUGUGCUCAACCCAAACUUCAUUCACAGAAUAAAAAGGGCAUCAAAGUCAAACAGAAUUUUGGUGUUAAACAACAUGGAAAUUAUCAACCUAAUUUAUGUAAUUCAUUCAAAUUUUAUGGUGAUUAUGAACAAGAUUAUUAUCAGCCUCAAUAUGAAAUUAAAGACAAUUCUGAUGCUGGUCAGCAUGUAAAUUAUCAACCUAAACAUGGCUACUGGGUUAUAGGUAAGAGGAAUAGGUCAGGAUAUAAUGCCUUUGAAGAGUGUUCUGUCACCCACAAUGCAAGUGUCUUGGUCCUCUCUCUGAUUCCUCCUCCUAGUCGUGUUGGAGUUUUCCUGGACAGAGAAGCUUGUACUCUCUCAUUUUAUGAUGUUUCUAACCAUGGAGCACUCAUCUAUAAAUUCUAUGAACCUUCCUUCCCUAAAUCAGUGUAUCCAUAUUUUAAUCCUAUGGAAUCAUCAGAGCCAAUGACAGUCUGUGGGCCACCAUCCUAAACCCUCACCUAUAUCUGUACAGUGCCCCUAGGCCUCAUGUGUACCAUAUGCCUGAACUCUGUGGGAUCAUAACUCUUUUUCUAUAUUUGGUUGCAGGGAACCUUGGGGUUGCCUUGGCCUAGCUGCUUUGAGAAGCAUAUGCCAUAGGUUUCCCAGGUUAGAGUCCAUGGCUCCUGGGGUACAAUGUGACAUCCAUUUCCUGAGAGACCAAUGCACUCCUUCAGGCAGUGAAGUGUUCAGGUCAUUGUAGGAUUCUCUGUAUGUUCCAUUAGUAUUCAAGGAACCAGGGAUGCUUGACAGCAUGAUUGGUCUUAGACAUUAAUCUUGUGUACCCUGUAUGACUUUCAACCUUGUUUCCUGCAAAUACAACUGUAUUGAUCCUGGAGAUUUCCAUUAUAUUCUGUUUCUGAUAAAGGUAUAAAAAGACUGAUUGCUCUCAAUAAAAUGUCACAGCUUUAGUCUUGCUGUGGCUCCUCCAGUGUAAGCCUGGUUUCAUUCCUUGUGGCCAUACCAGGUGACCUAGGUCAGUAAGUAAGCACUGGUACCACUUCUCAUAGGAACAGUAUGGAUUCUUCAGUUGCUUGCCUGUCUGCAAGGCAAUAGUAACUCAUCAUCUUCCUUAUUAAGAGAGGUAAGAUGUUUGCUACCCUCCACCUCCUGUUUUGUGGUACCACAGAUGGGAUCCAGGGUCUUGUACAUGCUGAGGAGAUAGUCUGCCACUGAGUCACUUGUCUCAGCUCAGCCAUGUCUCCACAACCACAUUCCUCUGUCACUGAAAAAAGAUAAAAGAAAGGUCUUGUCCAGCUCAUCUAUUAGUUUUGGAAUUUAUAUGUAGGAGUCUCUAUCAUAGGAAUGAGCCCUUAGUGGUAAAACAGUUUAAUCACAAUGCUUGUGCUUCAUCAGAACUUAAGCUGGAAACAUCUCUGAUGGUACCCACUAAGAUUGUGUGUUCAGAGUACCUGGUUCUAUCUAUUCCUGCCACUCGACAUAGCAAUGUCACCCUGAAUAACAUCCUCAAAAGCCUAUGCUUUGUGGAUUUUUUUUUUGUUUUGGUUUUUUGUUUGUUUGUUUGGAUUAUAUUGUUUGUUGGUUUUCUUUACAAUUUCACACAUACUACGUAGGUCAGUAAAAGAAAAUAAAUUUUAAAUCUGUUAGAAGAUUCUGAGGGUAAAAGCAUUUUCCUCAAAGACUUCAGUACAGUCAUUUAAUCCACAUGAUAGAAGGAGACAGCCAGCAUGUACAGAUUAACCUCUAUGUUCAUCCAUAUGCUACAGUACACACAGGUGUAGGCACAUACAUAAAUGUAAAAUGAAUUAUGUAAUUUUUUUUAAAAAAAAGAUAAAAUUGGUUGCAUAUAAUGUGCUCAUUGCACACUCUGUAAAUGGUUGGUCUGUUAAUCACUGGGGAGAUGUCCUGGACUGGUGUUUUGUGCAAAUAUGGUUACCUGGGAGGAACAAAGAUUUCACUUUCCUAAUGUCUUGCUGUUAGAUACUGGAAUCUGCCAUCAGGUCUACUCAAAUACGUUGUAGAUAUGUAUGAUUAUUUUUUGGUUUUCACAUUCAUUUUUUGAGACGUUAAUUGUUGUGGAAGUCUACUUGUUUCUUGUCAAGUAUGUUAAAUCCUAUCAUUUUCCAUUCUACAGUGAAUGAUAGUGAUGACAAUGAUACCUGUAAACUUAGUGCUAUAUUGUGAAAUGUAAACUACAGAAUGUAUUUAGGAACUUAUGGCAUGUAAGUGGUAUUCCCUUGGUGUCUGUUUUGUCUCCUUCUCACUGUGAUGGUAAUAAAGGAUUAUUGAGAUUGAGUACCAGAA
Phodopus roborovskii (desert hamster) is the source of this 3639-nucleotide messenger RNA. Its product is annotated as tripartite motif-containing protein 30A. Gene Ontology annotation, molecular function: protein binding; zinc ion binding. The transcript has 8 exons. The record is from RefSeq and is a predicted model, not a curated record. The coding region runs from base 223 to 1827 and encodes 534 amino acids. Lineage: Eukaryota; Metazoa; Chordata; Mammalia; Rodentia; Cricetidae.